This is a messenger RNA of Agelaius phoeniceus (red-winged blackbird), 1350 nucleotides long. It is a transcript of the gene LIMD2, whose product is annotated as LIM domain containing 2. The record is from RefSeq and is a predicted model, not a curated record. Lineage: Eukaryota; Metazoa; Chordata; Aves; Passeriformes; Icteridae.
CUAUGAAGGCUUUGUAGCAUCAGUGUAGCAGCUUGUCCUUAGGCUCUGCCUGUGUCACCACAUUCCCCCUCUCCUGGAGGCUGCUGGUGGCUGCCUUGGGCCCCAGCCCCAAGCUGUGCUCCUGAGAAGAGCCAUGACAGCAGCCAAGGGCCUCCAAGAGUCCCUCUUGCAGUUUCUCACUUGCUCUGGUUCCCUUAUCGCCCCAGCACACCCUUCCCCUUUGAGAUUUCUGCUCUUGCCUCCUGCCCUGCAGCAGGAAGGAGGUUUGAAGGCUGAAGAGCAGCAGCUGCAGCGAGGUGCUGGCUGGAAGCACCAGAGGGUGUUGCAAGAGGUCUCUCUUUGACGCCUCUGCAGGGAACCUCGACCCACAGCCUUCAAGCUGAGGAUUAAACAGAGGGAGAAGGGGAAGGAGCCAUGUUCCAGGCCACGGGAGCAGCCAGCCCAGCCCCAGCUCAUGUACGUGAGGAGGCCAAAAGCAGCUCAGGAGGCAGCACAGUGCAGCGCUCCAAGUCCUUCAGCCUGAAGGCGCAGGUGAAGGAGAUGUGCACUGCCUGCCAGAAAACCGUGUACCCCAUGGAGCGCCUGGUGGCCGACAAAUUCGUCUUCCACAACUCCUGCUUCUGCUGCAAGCACUGCCACACCAAGCUCAGCCUGGGCAGCUACGCCGCGCUCCACGGGGAGUUCUACUGCAAGCCCCACUUCCAGCAGCUCUUCAAGAGUAAAGGCAACUACGACGAAGGCUUCGGGCGCAGGCAGCACAAGGAGCUGUGGGUGCACAAGGAGGUGGAGAGCGGCACCAAGUCGGCGUGAGCGGGGCCAGCCCCGCCCCCGGAGCCCCGCAGAGCCGGAGGAGCUGAGCCGGGAGAACUGAGCUGAUGUAGAGCAGGACCUGGGCCAGGGGCGAGGGGGAGCCCCUCUUUGGGGGUGCUCAGAGGGGUCCUGCAGGCUGUGAGGACAGGGCAGAGGUGAGCGGGGUGCAGCCCCCAGACCUGGAGCCCUCUCUCUGCAGGCCCCUCUGCCCAGUGAGAUCAGAGCAGAAGCAAUGCCCCCCAUGGGACCCCCAGCCCUGUUGAUCCAUUUCAGGCCUUGUCACCAUGGAAAAGGGAUGAGCUGGGGGCUUCUCCAGCUUUUGAGCCACUGCAGAGCUCCCAGCCACACCAGCCCUGCACUGCUGGGGCUCUGGAUGAGGAGGGUCCCUGGUUUACAUCAGCUCAGUUCAGCUGGGAUGGUUCAGCCUUAAGGUUUCACAGUGUCUGUUUUUUAUAUUUGCCUUCUGGUACGUUCUGCGCUGGAGCCUCGCGGCAGCUUCGCCUGCGCACCUUUAUUUUUGUAAUACAAGGUUUCCCAGCC